This is a messenger RNA of Chanos chanos (milkfish), 957 nucleotides long. It is a transcript of the gene ppiaa, whose product is annotated as peptidylprolyl isomerase Aa (cyclophilin A). The coding region runs from base 119 to 613 and encodes 164 amino acids. The record is from RefSeq and is a predicted model, not a curated record. Gene Ontology annotation, cellular component: cytoplasm. Gene Ontology annotation, biological process: protein folding; response to hypoxia; protein peptidyl-prolyl isomerization. Gene Ontology annotation, molecular function: peptidyl-prolyl cis-trans isomerase activity; cyclosporin A binding. Lineage: Eukaryota; Metazoa; Chordata; Actinopteri; Gonorynchiformes; Chanidae. The transcript has 5 exons.
CUGUACCCUCCGGCCUUUCUCCCGUUCUAAUCUUUCCAAGGCGUGCCGACGAGACAAAGGGGGUCCGAUCAUUCCAACUUUUGGCAUCAUUUAGUCCGUAAUCCUUGGAACUACAGCUAUGGCAAACCCAAAAGUUUUUUUUGAUCUCACUGCAGACGGCAAGCCCGUUGGCAGGGUUAUCAUGGAGCUGAGACCUGAUGUCGUCCCCAAAACUGCAGAGAACUUCCUCCAGCUGUGCACUGGUGAGAAAGGCUUUGGCUAUAAGGGCUCCACGUUCCACCGCGUCAUCCCCGGCUUCAUGUGUCAGGGUGGUGACUUCACAAACCACAAUGGAACUGGUGGCAAGUCCAUCUAUGGCAACAAGUUUGCGGAUGAGAAUUUCACCCUAAAGCACACUGGUUCCGGCAUUCUGUCCAUGGCCAACGCUGGUCCCAACACCAACGGUUCUCAGUUCUUCAUCUGCACAGCACAGACUUCAUGGUUGGACGGUAAGCACGUCGUGUUCGGUAAGGUGGUGGAGGGCUUGGAUGUGAUCAAGACGGUGGAGGGCUACGGCUCCAACAGCGGCCAGACCAAAGCCAAGAUCGUCAUCGCCGACUGCGGCAAGCUGUAGAUGCCUUCCUUCCGCAAACCCCCCCCCCCCCCCGACGCCCCAGAAAAUCUUCUAGACCUCCCCACUAACAUCCCAUUGUACUUGCUCAUCUUUCCCUUCUCUGGCCUGUCCCCCAUACCUUCAAACAACAUUCCUGUCCAUGGAGUUUGUUUUAUACUUAACAUCCAUGCCUCACCCCCUGCCCUCCGGCCCCCCCUAGUCUGUCCCUUUUUGACAUAAGUUGCCUUUUUGGUAUUUGUGUUUUGUUUUUUUUUUUUCAUUUACAAAUGAGGCAAGAGAAAUUUGUCAGUGGAAAAAAAAAAAAAAAAUGUAUGAAAAUCUGAAAUAAAAGUGGGACAACGACC